Molecule: messenger RNA, 989 nt
Organism: Pelecanus crispus (Dalmatian pelican)
Lineage: Eukaryota; Metazoa; Chordata; Aves; Pelecaniformes; Pelecanidae
Source: RefSeq, a predicted model, not a curated record
AAAACGGGGCAGUACUUGAAGGCUUGACAAAUGCAUCCCAGGUUGAAAAACUGCUGCAUUCCUCCUCCUCUUCCUCCUUUAGAAAACUGACUUCUUUAAAGAGGUAAGAGAGAAGCAAAAUAAGUAAGAAAAUGCUGGGAUCAGAACGAGGUGUUGUGGAAGAAUGGCUGUCAGAAUUCAAGGUAUUACCUGAAACACAAGUUUCCAGCUAUGCAGCUACAUUGCACCGAAAAAAACCACUGGUACCAGCUCUUUAUAAGGUCAUUCAAGACCCAAAUAAUGAGCUCCUGGAGCCUGUUUGCCACCAGCUCUUUGAACUUUAUCGUAGUUCUGAAGUUCGGCUCAAGAGAUUCACGCUGCAAUUUUUGCCAGAGUUGAUCUGGGUAUAUCUGCGUCUUACUGCCAGCAGGGAUAGGCAGAGUAAUGGUUGCAUUGAAGCAUUGCUGCUUGGCAUUUACAACUUGGAAAUUGCUGACAAAGAUGGAAACAACAAAGUUUUAUCUUUCACCAUCCCUUCAUUAUCUAAACCCUCAAUAUAUCAUGAGCCCUCUACUAUUGGAUCCAUGGCUUUAACUGAAGGAGCUCUAUGUCAGCAUGAUCUCAUCAGGGUAGUUUACAGUGAUCUUCAUCCUCAAAGAGAAACCUUCACAGCACAGAACCGGUUUGAGGUGCUGAGCUUUCUUAUGCUGUGCUACAAUUCUGCUAUUGUCUAUAUGCCUGACUCUUCUUACCAAUCGCUUUGUAGGAUGGGUUCCAGGCUGUGUGUGAGUGGAUUUCCACGGCAGCAUGAGAAACGCUGGAAAGAGCACUGUGGUAGAGUGGUGUUAGACCCUGACUUCAUGGUGCAGCUGCUCACGGGUGUCUAUUACGCCAUAUAUAAUGGUCAGUGGGAUCUUGGCCAGGAGGUAUUGGAGGACAUAAUUUACAGAGCCCAGCUUGAACUCUACUCACAGCCUCUGCUGGUAAGAAACAAUCCAUUGCAAUCAUAA